Lactuca virosa is the source of this 2337-nucleotide messenger RNA. NCBI's taxonomy places the organism in Eukaryota, Viridiplantae, Streptophyta, Magnoliopsida, Asterales, Asteraceae. The record is from the annotation of a GenBank genome assembly.
AUGUUGGCAGUCCUUGAAUUUCUUCACUACACCGACAACCACCUCUACACCACCCAAGAUGAAGGAGACGAUGACGGUGGUUGUAGGUUUGUAGACGCGAUGGCGUUAGAGUCAAAUAUUUCUUUGCUUCGCCAAAGCUUAAAUACACUUCUUAAUAAGAUGGACUCUGUUGAAAAAGAUGAUGCACCAAUGUUAACAACUACAAAUUGGUCAUCCGAGAGCUAUGAUCACAAUAUAAAUCGAAGAAAUUUACACAGGAGCAGAACUGCUGUUUCAAUAUCCAUUCCUUCUAGCUCCAUUGAAAUGAAUCCUGGUGCAACAAAUCGUGUUGGCUUUACAGGUCCCUUGCUUAGUGAAAGAAAAACUCGUGAUAUACAGAGACAAGAGAGGGAGCCUGUGGAACGAGUACGCACUAAAAAUUAUAGUCAUCAAAGUGAGCACUUAAUGAAGUCUGGACAAUUGGGGAUGUGUGAUGAUCCUUACUGUACAACAUGCCCAGCUGCUUACAAAGCACGGUCGAUGUCAAGAUCCGAGGGGUUUCGCCACCAUUUUGAUGGUGUUUGGUAUGAAGGUGCAAAGCUGUGGGCAAAAGACAAAUUAUUGUUAAUUAAAAAUUUUGCAUUCGGGGUCAUGAAUCCACAUGCCAAAGCAGUUCAACAGUGGAACCAGUUCAUUGUCAUAUCGUGCUUAUUUGCCAUUUUCAUAGACCCCUUAUUCUUUUACCUGCUGUCAGUCAAGAAGGACUGUAAGUGCAUAAUAAUUAAUUGGCCAAUGACGAAAACCAUCGUGGUUUUCAGAAGCGUGACGGACCUUAUAUACUUCAUGCAUAUUCUUGUUCAGUUCAGGUUAGCAUUUGUUUCACCUGAAUCAAGGGUUGUAGGAGCUGGAGACUUGGUUGAUCAACCUAGAAAAAUCGCGUUACAUUAUCUUUCUGGAUUUUUCUUCCUUGACUUAUUUAUUGUAUUACCGGUUCCUCAGAUAAUUGUAUUACUUUUCUUACCAAGUGCGACAUCCGGAGCUACUUAUGCAAAGAAUCUCUUGCGAUCCGGUGUUCUUAGUCAGUACAUCCCCAGGUUAUACCGAUUUCUGCCUCUUCUUGCCGGCCAGUCUCCAAGUGGUUUUAUAUUUGAGUCAGCAUGGGCCAACUUUGUCAUCAAUCUUCUAACCUAUUUCUUGGCUGGUCAUGUUGUUGGAUCAUCCUGGUAUCUGUUAGGGUUACAGAGGGUGAGUGAAUGCCUUCGAGAAGCUUGUCGUCAAUCUACAAUAUUGUUCCCGAACUGUUUGAAGUUUAUAGAUUGCGGGCGUGGAGAUGAUUUUCAAUACUUAGCACGUGAUCGACAAUGGAAUAACUGGAAACAAGAUAAAAAUUCGAGUUCUUGUUUUAAUGAACAGGCCGGUUUCCCGUAUGGAAUUUACCAGAAAGCUGUCAAUCUCAUUGCCGAGGAUAACAUAAUCAGAAGAUAUGUAUAUUCCUUUUUUUGGGGGUUUCAGCAAAUCAGUACACUGGCGGGCAAUCAAUCUCCAAGUUACUUUGUUGGGGAAGUCCUUUUUACGAUGGGUAUAAUUGGCCUAGGGCUUCUACUUUUUGCACUUCUUAUUGGGAACAUGCAGAACUUCCUUCAAGGUCUUGGACGCAGACGGCUGGAAAUGUCACUUAGACGACGUGAUAUUGAGCAUUGGAUGGGACACCGACAUUUGCCAGAAGACUUAAGAAGAAAAGUUCGAGAGUCGGAGCAUUAUAAUUGGGCAGCUACCCGUGGGGUUAAUGAGGAGAUGCUAAUGGAGAAUUUGCCUGAAGACUUGCAAAGAGAUGUACGCCGGCACCUCUUUAGUUUUGUCAAGAAAGUCAGGAUUUUAGCAGUGAUGGAUGAACCAAUUUUAGAUGCAAUAUGUGAAAGAGGAAAGAUGGAGAGCAUAGGAGAAGAUGAGAAUCAUGUUCCAUUGUCAGAGGGCGAUGUAUGCGGUGAAGAACUUCUCAGAUGGUCCCUUGAACAUUCAUCAGUUAAUGGAGAUACAAGAAACGACAGAAAACAAGGAGGCAGAUUGCUUAGCGACAGGACAGUGAAAUGCAUAACGAAUGUGGAGGCAUUUGUUCUACGGGCUGCAGAUCUUGAGGAAGUAACAACUCUUUUUUCUGUAUUCUUAAUGAAUCAGCGUGUUCAGUUUGCCAUAAGGUACGAAUCUCCAUACUGGCGGGUCCGGGCGGCAACCACCAUCCAGGUGGCAUGGAGAUACUAUAAGAAGCGGAAAACCCGUGCAAAAACCUCACAUGGUCGUACUACUCUUCCCUCCAACUGGUCUGCUUCGCAGCAAUGGUUGUGGGAAGCUAGGAACUGA